Messenger RNA from Camelina sativa (false flax), 1289 nucleotides. The record is from RefSeq and is a predicted model, not a curated record. NCBI's taxonomy places the organism in Eukaryota, Viridiplantae, Streptophyta, Magnoliopsida, Brassicales, Brassicaceae.
UUGUCUUCUUCAUUCGAGCAUACUCUCAAUCAAUCCUCUUCCUUGCUUUGUUGCUUUGGGUAAGCUUCUUCCAACAAUGAAUGCAACUGAUCUUUGGGGAGAAAUCGAAAGUUCUGAGAGUUACCUCGUGUGCUCUAUGUAUGAAGAAGCAAAGUCAUCAUCGUCCUCCACACUGAAAACAAUAUUUGGAAACAUUGAUGUUUUAUCUGAGGAGGAAGCUCUUGGUGAUCACCAAUUGCAUGAUCUGUUGGAAUCUGCUGGUAUGGUUUUAGUCCAAUCCUUGCAUGGAAUGGGAAGUUGAGAUUGUAAACGAGUUGAGAAAUGUGUUUGGCGAAAUUGCAGCUAUCCCUGUUCAAGUUCUUCUCACUGGAAUAUGCCUUCAAAUAUCAAAUGGUUCCUACUCGGGUGUAAGUGAGAUUCUGCAAGAGUUUUUUAGCAUAUAGGUUUACAAAGACAACCACUAUAUCCUAAAUGAUGCUAGAGUAAGUGCAAAAGGGCUCCAUGGGAAAAUAUCUUUGGAUAUUGAUGAGUUCUUAGAAGUUGUAGAGCUGUAUACCUUUGGAGUUCUUGCAAAAGUUUCUGAUGAUGUGGGCCUAGCCAUUUCAUGGGUUGAGAAAGCUGCAUUGCCUGAGGAUAGACGACAUGGGCUUUUGAGAAGAUUACAUUCUUUAUUAUCCCUCAAAACAGCAAACGUUCCAGAGGCUAGUUCUUUAGAGGAAGAUUCCAAGGAUUCUUCUUCUUAUGCCGUAGUGAAUAAGCCCAAGGAUUCCAAGAAUGAGAUUGAUUCUGGCCUGAAACUCUCUAAACAAUAUGAACCUUCGCCACUUUGGUCAUCCCAUCCUCUAAGCGUCAAGCUUGGUAAUACCCAAUUUAGCAUGUCCAAGGGAAAGGUUGCUAUAAGCCUUGUUGGAUUAAUCAUAUGUUAUGCUUUGAAGAGAAAACAAGCUGCUUUAAUACGGAUCAUUCGCAGACAAAUGGAGUCCACAAGAAAAGCAUUUGUAGAUUUCUGGAAGCUUGCGUUUUCAUACCAAGUGAAUCCUCUUGCAGCAAUUCAAUCCAUACCAAACAGCACAACAUGAGACAAUUGAUGCACAGUAAGAUGGAUCAAAAACCUGAUUUUGCAUUGAAAUAAAGCUGCAUCCUUUUUAGGUUUCGGCUCAGGCUUUAGCACAGCCUAUAUUUUAGUUACUCAAAGGUCUGUUGUAUAAUUAGAUCCUAUGUCUCGAAAAUGUCUUUCUAUGUUAAACCAACACUAUCAUAUGUAAUUUAUCUUUAAUAUUUUUGUGCCA